CGAUCCAGGUUGCGUUGCGCGCACAAGAACACGUGCGCUGGGCAAGACGCGCUGCAACACGGCGUGGAGUGCACAAUUGAAUUCGGAGCCGGCAAGAAGAUACCACGUGGAAUGUGCAAAGUGACAAUUUGUCACUUUAUAACAACUGUGCGGGUGAUAUAUGAUAAAAAUAAAUAAAAACGCGGUAUUAUAUUUUUUUAAAUCGCAACUGUUAUAACAGCAGUAGCGGGCGAUGGUAACCCGUGCGAUUAUUUAAUUUACGCUCCGCUCCGGAGUUUGAAUCCUUCAACCGCGCUGGGCCGAGAGUGGCGCUAGCUAGGCCCGUUUAACUUCUCGUCCACGGAUCCCGGGGGCUUUCGCAGAUUCCCGACUGUUCGGGCAGCUGGCGAAACGACCGCGGAUAAUCGGGAGCUGUCUUGCCCCCCAUUCAUUGGCAAAGGGGGGGAACCUGGGCGCUUGGCUUCCCUCCGCUCUCGUCCGCCGCCACCGCUCGGGGAUUUUAUCCAGCCACAUUGACCGUCGGCGACUUUGAGCGCCUCCAACUGGAGCCCGCGUCUCGCCGUGCUGAAGCUGCCCGCCUAGCGAUGCCAAACCGACUGCACCGUCACCUGCGAUUGAGGACUCGUUCACUGAUUGCGUGACGUCUGCGGAGCUGCUGGAGACUUACGCCCGACCGCUGCUUGUACUCGGCCGGCAACCGGUGGGUGGGGGUGAACUCCCUCUUCGCGGAGUUGACCCCCGGCCCCCCACGUGGUUGACUCUACUAAGGGUUGACUGCUCUGGGAACUGACCCUGCUGGAGUUUGACCCCCGUCUCGGAGUUGACCGUCUAUCUUGGAGUCGACGCCAGCCAAGGUUGAUCUCUCUCGUUGGAGUGGGCCCUCUUGUGUAGUUGACCUAGUCACGCUUGACACCUUUAGGGGUUAACACCGCUUAUGGUUAACCCUUUAUUGAUGUUGACCCCUAGGGGUUGACCCCGUCUUGGAGUUGACCCCCCAUCAUCAGCAGGGUUGACCACUCAGGGUUGACUAAUCUCUUGAGUUGACCCCUUCUUGAAGUUGACCCCUAUCAGGGUUGAACCCGUCUUGGAGUUGACCCCCAUCUCAUCAUCACCAUCAAGUCUGACCACUCAGGGUUGACUCAUCUCUUGAGUGGGUCCCCUUCUUGAAGUUGACCCCUCCUUGGAGUUGACCCCCCAUCAUCGCCAGGGUUGACCUCCUCCUGGAGCCAUGCGCCACCACCUCCGUGCGCUGUGUCUGUGCGCGGUGGCCCUGGGUCUGUGUGUGGCCGUGACCCAGGCGUCGCUGGGAGACCGGCAGCCCCACUACGCGCAGUGCGUGAAGCGGUGCACGCGGGGCAACUGCACGGGCCACGUGCGGCCCUUCUACAUGCCCUACACAGGCUGGCUGUGUGAGGAUGAGUGCAGAUACACGUGCAUGUGGGACACUGUUGCAUUAUUCCUCAAAGAAGGUCGCAGUGUCCCACAGUUCCACGGAAAGUGGCCAUUUGUUCGGCUAUUGUGCAUUCAGGAGCCCCUGUCUGCAUUGGCUUCACUGCUCAAUGGGCUCUCGUAUUACGCAGCAAUGGUUAUGUACCGCAAAAAAAUACCGUCCACGGCACCCAUCUACCAAACGGUCAUCGCUUUUUCUCUGAUUGGAAUGAACACUUGGCUUUGGUCAACAGUGUUUCACUGCAAAGAUACACCUUGGACCGAGAAAAUGGAUUACUUCUCUGCAACCUCACUCAUCCUUUAUUCCAUCUACUUCUGCUGUAUAAGGACGGUGGGACAGCGGCAUCCGGGUGCGGCGUCUGUCUUCGGAGCGGUCCUCGUGUCGUUCUUCGCCUACCACGUCUGGUACAUGGGCUUCGUCCGCUUCGACUACGGCUACAACAUCAUCGCCAAUGCUACCAUAGGUCUGGUGAACCUGCUGUGGUGGUUGGGCUGGUGCUUGCGAAGCCACCGUGAGCGACCAUACGUGUGGCGCUGUGCCUUCGUUGUGCUCUGCCUGCACGGCCUGGCGCUGCUUGAGCUGCUCGACUUCCCACCGCUGCUCUGGACCUUGGACGCGCACGCGCUCUGGCACAUCGGCACCAUCCCCCUGCCCUUGGUCUUCUACAGGUUUCUUAUCGAGGACAGUUUGUAUCUUCUGAAGGAACAGGAGCUCAAGAAGAUCUAUUGAUGGAUGGAGAAAAGAGAAUAGGCUGCUUUAUCUACUCUUAGCCGUGCCAAAUAGCACACACUAAGAUUCAUUUGUGUGUUUUUUUAAAUUCUGAAUUGCCACGCUAUUGGGUAAGGAGCUGACGAGUGUCAUGCUGGUGUUUACGAUCAAACUAUCCGGGGUAAAUCGCAGAAUGUUGUCUUAAACACUGUAGCCUUUAAGCCACUGUUUUCAAAGACAGUCGUUGUGCUCUUAUGGAUAGUUUCUCUAGCUUUGUGUUAAGGACAACACUUUUAAUUUUAUAUAUGCCAAUGCAGCACUGAUUAGGUCGGCUCUGUAAGUUUUUAUAAAUUCUUGAUUCAUGGGACAUGUUAAGGAAUCUCACAAAAAUACAGAUUCCUAUCGAUGAGGUGUAUUUUGUAAGCUGUUUCAAUGUGCCUCUAUGAUUCGGGGUGUCUUAUGAGCAGUGUGAUGUGUUUAUAACUUUUAUAUUGACUUGUAUUUUUUGAGGCCUUUACUGCUUUGAAUUAUAAGGUGACUGAGGUGUACACAUUUGUGGAGUUGCAGUAAAAAAAUGAGGAUCUAAUAAGGCACACACACACACUCUCGUCUGUCUAAUUUGUUCCUUUAGUACGCAUCAGCUAUUAUUUAUCCUCUGCUGGAUGAAGCCCCUCCCCCCAUGUAACCAUCAAGUUCCUUUGAUACCACAAGCCAUCUCCUGCACUUGAACCGAUUUCAGUCACUGCUCCAUAGUGGUCAUCAUCUCGGGUGUUUUCCGUCACCAUUUUUGUCCAUCGGCCAUCAUCCCCUCAAGUAACAUAUCUAGCCUAAGCCCACAAUGGUCAACAAAAUAAUUAGUUUUUUGAUCCAUGCGUUCCACUUUCAGUACGAUUCUCAACAUGCAUCGCUCCAUACUUCUUUGCUUAUUUUCAGCUUUUCCAUGUUUUUGUUGUUGUCAGAGUCCAUGUUUUCGAUCCAUAUAACAAUAAUUUCCUUGGUUCACCAAGGGGCUUCCUCAUGCAAUGGCAUCACAGAAUAUUUUAUCAUACUUCACGCUGACCGGUGCAGAUUGGUUGAUGGCGGGAAGCAUCGGGCAAAGAAGCACAAGACAAGGUUCCGUCCUGCCUCUACUGGACAUCUGUGUAAAAGAUAUUCAUAGCUCAUCGGAUUCCUGCAGGAUAAAUACAGAUUCUGAACAUGGGGUUUUUCUGCGAUGUCCUCUGCUGCCCACAAAGUAACCCGGUGGCCACCUAUAAGCUGGCGUGCAUGGAAGUAAACCCAUUCAAGCACUAUCCAGGCUCAACUUUGCUUAGCUUCCGAGAUCUAAUGAGGUUGGGUGCAUUCUGGUUGAUUUUGAUCAGUGAAAAUAUGUCUAAAUCUCUACUGGACUUUCUCGAGGUGGCAUCGGCGGGGUACAGUAAAACAAAUAUCGCGAAAAAGACAA
This is a messenger RNA of Petromyzon marinus (sea lamprey), 3602 nucleotides long. It is a transcript of the gene PGAP3, whose product is annotated as post-GPI attachment to proteins phospholipase 3. The record is from RefSeq and is a predicted model, not a curated record. Gene Ontology annotation, biological process: GPI anchor biosynthetic process. NCBI's taxonomy places the organism in Eukaryota, Metazoa, Chordata, Hyperoartia, Petromyzontiformes, Petromyzontidae. Gene Ontology annotation, cellular component: endoplasmic reticulum membrane. Gene Ontology annotation, molecular function: hydrolase activity, acting on ester bonds.